Messenger RNA from Zerene cesonia (dogface butterfly), 939 nucleotides. RefSeq names its product dynactin subunit 6-like. Gene Ontology annotation, biological process: mitotic spindle organization. Gene Ontology annotation, molecular function: dynein complex binding. The transcript has 4 exons. The record is from RefSeq and is a predicted model, not a curated record. Lineage: Eukaryota; Metazoa; Arthropoda; Insecta; Lepidoptera; Pieridae. Bases 177 to 746 code for a protein of 189 amino acids. Gene Ontology annotation, cellular component: dynactin complex.
AGUUAAUUUUAGAUAACAUUUAUAAUUUGUGUUUUGAAGUAUGAAUAAUAUUUGCACUACAUGAAAGAGUAUAAAAUCUGAAACUAUUUAUAAAAUUGAUAUGUGUAUGGAAUAAUUCUGUAUUUUAAGUAAAACGCCUUUUUCUAAUAAAAUAAAACUUUCUUGCGGUUACAAACAUGUCUCACAACAUAAAAAUUUUGCCUGGUGCAACAGUUUGCGAAGAUUGUACUCUAGAAGGUGACAUCACUAUUGGAGGUGGCACUGUUAUACAUCCUAGAGUGACAAUUAAGGCUGAAGGAGGCCCCAUUAUCAUAGCAGAGUACUGCAUCAUUGAAGAAUACUCAACCAUCAUACACAAAAAAAGUGACAAACAAGAAGUGCCACCAAAACCACUUUUCAUUGGUGCUCAUAAUGUUUUUGAAGUUGGCUGCAAGCUGGAAUCAAUUUUUGGUCACAUUGGGGAGAGUAAUGUCUUUGAGUGCAGAUCUUUUGUUGGUGUAGAUGUCAAAAUUGGAAGUGGAUGUGUUGUUGGUGCAUCAUGUCAACUCAUAGCACCUCAAACAUUAGUUGACAAUACUGUUAUCUGGGGUUCAGAGCACCACAUCCGAGAAGCAUUAGAGAAACAACCAUCACAGCUUUUACAGCUUGACUUCCUCAGUAAAGUAAUGCCCAACUAUCAUAGACUAAGAAAGCCAAAUGUUCACAAAAGGCAAUCUUCGAGACAGUCACAGGAACCUGUUAAAUGAUUUGCUUUUUAAGUGAAAAAUAUUUAACUUCAUUUAUAACUUAGAUCUAAGCUAAUUCAAGAAAUGUUUCGUUAACCACGAUAUAACAUGUUUCAUUUACAGAAGCUUUUAUAAUUACUCUAAGUAUGUUAUAGAAGCCUUCACUCCAUAUACUUAAGUUAUUAUAUCAAAUAAAAUAUGAUAAGAAUGAAAU